AUGCCGAUGCUUCCGCCGACUGUCAAUGCGCUCAAACGUUCCGAAAAUGAGACUUCUGAGCAGGAUGCGCCCAAGUUAGUCCGGAAUCUCUGGUGGUGGCGCGUUUUAUCGAUUUUUCGUUGAAAUGUCUAAAAAAAAACAAAUGCGUAGUUUUUGAGUUUUUAGGAGAAGCAAAGUUGUCGAAAUGGCUCAAAAAGUGACUCGCCAGAUCAUCAGCACCGCCAAUGCUCCGGGAGCCAUCGGACCGUACAGGUAGGCCUAAUAUUUGAAAAAUUGUGUGACUUAAAAACUUAAAUAUUUUCAGCAGUUUUUAGUGAAAAAAAAUGAGUAAAAUUGCAGUCAGGCGGUGCGUGCCGGAAACACAAUUUACCUGUCGGGCUCGUUGGGUCUCGACCCGAAAACGGGCGAUCUGAAGGAGGGAAUUGUCGAGCAGACGCACCAGAGUCUCAAGAACAUCGGAGAAGUGCUCAAGGCCGCCGGAGCCGACUAUGGACAUGGUAUGACCGGAAAAUUGCAUUUUUAAAACAAUCUUUAUCCUAGAAACCAAACAAAUACAAUUUUCAUGAGCUUCUCUUUAAAAAAAACCCUAUAAUUUCAGUGGUGAAAACGACGGUUCUUCUCCAAAACAUCGCCGAUUUUGCGACCGUCAACGAGGUGUACGGACAAUAUUUCAAGGCUCCGUUCCCGGCUCGCGCCGCCUAUCAGGUACUGCAUUUUUGAAAUUACAUUUAAAAAAAAACCAAAAGUGUGGAAAGGGGCGUAGCCCGAAGCCCGAAGCCAUUUGUUCAUGUAUUUCGUAAAAAAUGACCCGAAUUCUGAACGAUAUUUGUAAAACUAAUAAUGGCGCACAUUUUUGGUCUAAAAAUAGCAAAAAAAAAGACUUCAUUCGGAAAUGAAAAAGUCAAAUCGAUUUUUGAGUUGUGUGCUGAAAAUGCUCGAAUUUCGGUAAUUCCCCUAUCGUUUUUGCUGUUUUCGCUGUUUUAGAGAAACAACUCACACAAUUGAUUUCCAGGUGGCGGCUCUGCCGAAAGGAGGACUCGUCGAAAUCGAGGCGGUCGCGAUCACCGGCGAAAUCGAAGAAAUCAGUCAGAAUUAG
Molecule: messenger RNA, 1096 nt
Organism: Caenorhabditis sp. 36 PRJEB53466
Lineage: Eukaryota; Metazoa; Nematoda; Chromadorea; Rhabditida; Rhabditidae
Source: the annotation of a GenBank genome assembly